Gambusia affinis (western mosquitofish) is the source of this 8146-nucleotide messenger RNA. RefSeq names its product PATJ crumbs cell polarity complex component (gene patj). The coding region runs from base 186 to 5873 and encodes 1895 amino acids. The record is from RefSeq and is a predicted model, not a curated record. Gene Ontology annotation, molecular function: protein binding. The transcript has 46 exons. NCBI's taxonomy places the organism in Eukaryota, Metazoa, Chordata, Actinopteri, Cyprinodontiformes, Poeciliidae.
GCAUCAUCACAGCGACUCUGGUGCCGAACUGGGUCCAGUUGAAGUGAGACCUGUCCCAGUUCCGGAUGGUUCUGCGACCGAGUGUGGACUCAGCGGCUGUAGGAGGUUCGGUUCGGUUCAGUCGGAAGGCCAAAAGGUUCUGGUCGGUCCGGUGACUCUGCGUGCCGCCCGGAUCCAGGACGACCAUGUUGGACAACGUACCUGUAGUGUCGUCGGCGGAGCGCCAGCAGGUUCUGGCUGCUCUGGACCGGCUCCAGAACCGGCUGGUCCAGAGGGAGGAGUGGAGCCUGAGCGCUGCGCUGGGCAGCCUGAAGGGGGCGCUGCAGAGCCCGCUGUUCAGCCGCGUCCUGACGCUGCAGCACUCCGUCCGCCAGCUGCAGCAGCAGAUCGACAGCUUGCCUUCUGACGCUCGCAGUGACUUCAGUUUCUCCAGACGUGGUCAGCUGAUCAUGAGCGCCGCCCCCUCCUCCGUCCUGACCAAUGGCUCGUCGCCUCUCUCCCUUCAGGCUCCGCCCACGACGGACCGCCUUCAGCAGUGGAUCCAGGAAGCGGCGAAGGGCCGCCGGAUCGAGCUGAUUGUUCUGACCCGGCCCGCUUCAGGGGGCCUGGGGAUCAGCGUUGUCGGGCUGAACCCGGCAGGAAGCGCCGGCCACGGCGUGUUCGUCAAACACAUCCAGCCGGGAGGAAUCGCCGACCGGGACGGGCGUCUUCAGGAGCAGGACCAGAUCCUGGUGAUCAACGGCAGUCCUCUGGAACCGGGCCGGAACCACCAGGCGGUCCUGAGCUUGCUGCAGCAGCCGGGCGAGACCGUGGAGCUAGUGGUGGCCCGGGACCGGGCCGCAUCAGGAGGUCGAGCUGAAUGGCCGGUCGGCACGGACCUCUGGGAUCAUGUGGAGGAGAUCCAGCUCUCCAACGAUGGAUCCGGUUUGGGCUUUGGGAUUGUCGGCGGGAAGACGAGCGGAGUGGUGGUCCGAACUCUGAUCCCCGGCAGCGUAGCCGACAGGGACGGGCGCCUCCGCACAGGUGACCACAUCCUCCGCAUCGGGUCGACGCCCACCAGCGGCCUCACCAGCGACCAGGUCGUCAAGGUUCUGCAGGCCUGCGGCGGUCAUGUGACCAUGCUGAUCGCCAGGGACCCCCGAGGACAGGCGACCGCCGUCCUGGCUGCGCCCGCGCCUCCUGACUCCACCCCCUGUGUUAAUGGACCUCCUCCACUUCCUGACUCCGCCCCCAUUACGUCCUUACCUCUAGGUUCUCCCGUAGCUCCGCCGCAGCACCGGCCCAACAAAACGCCCAACCUGGAGGGAUACGAGAUCCAUGAAGUUCCCCUCACCAAGGAGGACGGCCAGAGCCUCGGCAUCUCCAUCGUCGGCUUCAAUCCAAUGACCAGCCAAGAUGCAGUGGGUGUGUUUGUCAAACACGUGGUUCCUGGCAGCGCCGCGGACCAGAGCGGAAACAUCCGGGUCCAUGACCGCCUCCUCGCUCUGGACGACGUCAGUCUCCAUGGAAUGACCAACCAGGAGGUUCUGGAGGUGAUGAAGCAGACGGGUCAGACUGUGGUUCUGACUCUGGUCCGGAAGAAAGCCCGAGGCCCGGAAAGAUCCCUGGAUAAAGUGGAGCGGGCCUCGACCAGGGGGUCUCAGAGGAGGAACCUGGAGGUCAAAGGUCGUUCGUCAGCAUCUGGAUCCAUCAUGAUGAUGAAACAGGAAGUGACAAAUCCCAACGUGGCCCGACUGACCAGAGCGUCUGAUGCAGAACUGCUGGCCAAGUGGGAGGCGGCUCUGGGCCCUCAGUACCUCGUCCUGGUGGUGAACCUGGAUCCUGUGAUCCAAGACGAUGCGGAGCUGCAGAAAUCCUCCAAGCUGCUGCCCAUCCACAUCCUGCGUCUGGGCGUGGAGCUGGACUCCUUCGACGGCCACCACUACAUCUCCUCUGUGGCCCCCGGGGGCCCCGUGGACCGACACGGCGUGCUGAGGCCUGAGGAUGAACUGCUGGAGGUCAACGGCGUCCAGCUGUAUGGGAAGUCGCGGCGGGAAGCCGUGUCCUUCCUCAAAGAGGUUCCCCCUCCGUUCACUCUGGUUUGCUGUCGACUCCUGAUCCCAGACCAGGAACCGGAACCGGAACUGGAACCAGAACCGUCGGGUCCACCACAGCCAGCAGCAGAACACCGGAGCAUCGAAGAGAUGGAGAUGAAGCUGUCGUCGAUGCUGCGCAGAGAAGAAGAGGAGGAGCAGCAGCAGGGUUCUCCUGUGGAGGAGCCGACGAGGAGCGAGGACUCCAGCCUGGAGGAAGAGGAGGAUGAAGGCGAGCUGGCUCUGUGGGGCCCGGAGGUCAGCGAGGUGGAGCUGCAGAAGGAGCCGGACCGAGGCCUGGGCUUCAGCCUGCUGGACUACCAGGACCCGUUGGAUCCUGGUCGCUGUGUGAUGGUGAUCCGCUCUCUGGUUCCUGGUGGCGCCGCGGAGCGUCAUGGAGGUCUGCUUCCUGGAGACCAGCUGGUAUCGGUUAAUCACACCCAACUGGACCAUCUCACCCUGACCGAGGCAGUGGAGGUGCUGAAGUCGGUACCACCUGGUACCGUCCGCCUGGGAGUCUGCAAACCCCUGGUGGAAGCAGCCGAUCCCAGCCGAGAGAACAUGAUCCAGGAUUCUGCUGGAGGCGACCCGCUUCAAGAGGGUCCCAGUGAAAACUCGGAGCUUCCAGAUGAUAUCUGUCAGGAGGAAACGGAGCUGAUCCUGGACGGAGGUCUGCCUCGCUACGCCUCAUCUCUGACCUCUGACCUCCUGCCAGCGGAGGAGGGCCUGGAGAUGGCUGUGGAUGAGGAAGAGGAUGAAGAGGAGAGGAGCUCACUGCCCAGGAAGCCUCCUCCAUCCUGGGAGGACUGGAAGCUGUGGUCUGCUGGCCGAGCAGGAGGUCCACAGGAGCUCCAGGUGAGGAGAGACUCUCAGGAUGACGAGGAGCUGCAGAAGUCCGACCUGGAGAGCAUCUCAUCUGUUGGGAAACUGAUCCUGGGUCUGCCCGACUCCAGGGACGGUGAAGCCGAGUCCGAUCUCACUCUGACCGACACCGACACCGAGUCCGUCAGGAUGGUCGCCGCCGGCAGCAGGAAGAGGCGGAGCCAAGGCCGCAGGAACCUGCCUGAAAGGGAGGAGGGGGAGGGGGAGGAGACGCCCGCCUUCAGCCACUGGGGGGCGCCACGCAGGGUGGAGGUGUGGCCAGAGGACGGCCAGUCUCUGGGCCUCAGCAUCGUGGGCGGCCGCCACGUCAUCAAGCGUCUGAAGAACGGCGAGGAGCUGAAGGGAAUCUUCAUCAAGCAGGUUCUGGCUGGCAGCCCGGCCGCCCAGACCCGCUGCCUGAAGACCGGAGACAAGAUCCUGGAGGUGUCCGGUGUGGACCUGCGAGCAGCGAGUCAUGAGGAGGCGGUGAGCGUCAUCAAAUCCGCUCCGAGUCCGGUUGUCUUCAUCGUCCAGAGCCUAUCGGCGACGCCGCGGCCGGUGUCGCUAACAGCUUCCAGCUACAGCAAACACAAAGCCAAGCGGACCGAUCCUCUGGUACCUGAGGCAGUCCUGCCCCCCCUCAGAGAGCCCCCACCCUACAGGCCUCCCAGCCAAUCAGAGCAGGAGCUGACUGCUCACCUGCAGAAGGUCAAAGAGCGCUGCUGUGAGCGUUAUGGCGACCUGCAGGGGGAGCUGCUGUGUGUGGACCUGGAGAAGGACCGGCAGGGUUUGGGUCUCAGCCUGGCGGGAAACCGGGACCGGUCCCGGCUGAGUAUCUUCGUGGUGGGCCUCCAUCCCGGCGGGCCGGCCUCCAGAGAUGGACGGAUCCACGUGGGAGACGAGCUGCUGGAGGUGAGGAGGUGCCAACCAGCGGCUUCUGCCUCACCUGAAAUCACCUGUAUCAACAACCAGAUACUGUAUGGGCGGAGCCACCAGAACGCGUCAGCCAUCAUUAAGACCGCCGCCGCCAAGGUGAAGCUCAUCCUGCUCAGAAACGAUGACGCUUUAAACCAGAUGGCUGUUUCUCCUUUAACGGCUCCUCCUGCUGCUCCUCCUGCUGCUCCGCCCACCGCUCCGCCCACCGCCCCGCCCACCGCCGCCCCGCCCACCCUCACCUUGGUUGGCCUGGAGGUCGGAAGCUCCGCCCCCUCUGAGCGGCUCUGUCCCUCACCUGACCCGUCCGUCAGAACCGACCCAUGUUCUGCUGAACAGGACCAGAACCCGACCAACGGGUUUGUUCGGAGUGACGGCGCCCCCGAGAGGCCAGAGGUGGAGACGCAGAGGACGGUCCGGAGAAGCUCCGCCUCCUUCGCCCACUCCCAGAGGCUCAGCGACGCCACAGAUAGCGAUCCGCAGGCUGCCAGGGCGCCGCCGGAGCUCCAGGUCCAGUCCAGCAGCUCCAGCCGACAGUCGGCAGAUUCUCCUCCUCUGGUCGGCUCCGAGGUCCAGUCCGGUAGCCGAGGUACCAUCCACGGUUCUGGGUCGCCCGCGUCGGACCCGUCUGACUGCGUCGUGGUUCCGGGUCAAGAAACGGUUCUGGAGAUCUGCAAGGGUCGGUCCGGACUGGGGCUCAGCAUCGUGGGAGGAACAGACACCCAGCUGAACGCCAUCGUGAUCCAUGAGGUGUACGAGGAAGGAGCGGCGGCCCGGGACGGACGGCUCUGGGCCGGAGACCAGAUCCUGGAGGUGAACGGCGUGGAUCUGCGCGGGGCGUCCCAUGAGGAGGCCAUCGCCGCCCUGCGUCAGACGCCGGCGAAGGUCCGGCUGACUGUUCUGAGGGACGAGGCCCGGUUCCGGGACGAGGAGAACCUGGACCGGUUCCGGGUGGAGCUGCAGAAGAAGACCGGCAGAGGACUGGGCUUCAGCAUCGCCGGCAAGAGGAGCGGCAGCGGCGUUUUCAUCUCGGAGGUGGUCAGAGGGGGCGCCGCUGAGCUGGAUGGACGGCUGAUGCAGGGAGACCAGAUCCUGUCGGUGGACGGAGAGGACACGAGACGGGCGUCCCAGGAGGGCGUGGCCGCCAUGCUGAAGUGUGCCCGUGGACCCGUCCAGCUGGAGCUUGGCCGCCUCAAAGCCGCUUCCUGGAUGUGCUCCAGACUGACCACCGGGGGGAGCCAGAUGAGCAACAUCAGCAGCUCAGGUGUUGAGGCUCCGCCCCCACCACCUGCCUCACCCGACCCCCAGAUGACCCCUGAGCCAAUCAGUGCCAAGACCAGUAGCGACAUCACUUCCUGCUCCGAGAGCAGCUCAGGCGUCCGGACGGUGCAGAUCACCAGGGGCAGUGGCGACUCCCUGGGGGUGAGCGUGGCGGGGGGGCAGGGCAGCCCGCUGGGGGACGUCCCCGUCUUCAUCGCCAUGAUUCGGGCCAACGGCGUCGCCGCCAAGACGCACCAGCUGAAGGUGGGGGACCGGAUCGUCAGCGUGGGGGGGCAGCCGGUGGACGGUCUGUCCCACAGCGAGGUGGUGGCCAUGCUGAAGAACAGCUACGGAGACGUCCACCUGCAGGUGGUGGCCGACACCAACAUCGGCGCCAUCGCUUCUCAGGUGGAGAAUCUGAGCGGCAGCUGCAGCCUGACGGCGCGCAGCGACACACACACACCGUCUGAGUCAGAUGGUCCUCGGUCCCGCAGCAUCACUCUGGAGAAAGGCUGUGAGGGUUUGGGCUUCAGCAUCGUCGGCGGUUUCGGCAGUCCGCACGGAGACCUUCCCAUCUACGUCAAGACCGUCUUCAGUAAGGGCGCGGCGGCGGUGGACGGGCGUCUGAAGCGCGGCGAUCAGAUUCUGUCGGUGAACGGCGAGAGUCUGCAGGCAGUGACCCAUGAGCAAGCAGUGACCAUCCUGAAGAAGCAGACGGGGACGGUCACCCUGGAAGUCCUGACCUGACCUGGAAGUCCUGACCUGACCCGGACGUCCUGACCUGACCCGGACGUCCUGCUCUGACCUGGACGUCCUGACCUGACCUGACCUGAUCAGGACGUCCUGCUCUGACCUGGACGUCCUGACCUGACCUGACCCGGACGUCCUGACCUGACCUGGACGUCCUGACCUGACCCGGACGUCCUGCUCUGACCUGGACGUCCUGACCUGACCUGACCCGGACGUCCUGACCUGACCUGGACGUCCUGACCUGACCCGGACGUCCUGCUCUGACCUGGACGUCCUGACCUGUCCUGACCUGAUCAGGACGUCCUGCUCUGACCUGGACGUCCUGACCUGUCCUGACCCGGACGUCCUGUCCUGACCUGGACGUCCUGACCUGUCCUGACCCGGACAUCCGGGUCAGCCGCCGCUCUGUUUCCGCCCCCCGUCAGGCGCCUCCCCAGCUGCCACAUGCGCUCUUUCCUCUGCAGCUUCUCAGUGGAACAACUUCCUGUCUGGUUCUGGACCCGGAGCGGCGCCUGGACCGGCCCACAGUGAACCGCAGCAGCAGCAGCAGUCUGCCACCUGGUGGUCAGAGUGGGGACUGCAGCCUGUCCUCCUGCAGGUUCGCUUCGUUUCCAUCGGAUCGGACCCGGGUCAGCCGGUCCGAUCAUGAGAACGGAUUAACCAUGUCUCCGUGGAGACGCCUCUCAUUCCUCGGGUCGAACCUUUCUCCUGAGGUUCUGGUUCUGUCCGGAUCAUUCCCAGCAUGUUUCAGACUUCCCCAGUGUUCCCAGUGUUCCCAGUGUUGAUGCAUGCAGCAGCGUGACGCUAGCACCACAGCUAAGCACGGAGCCGUCUGAUUGGUCGGCAACAAUGAUGUCACACCAGGUUGCAGAAAAGCCUCAAAAGUUCUGGAAAGCCAAGAAGAGGUUGUUUUGGGUUCUGGUUCCUGUCCCGGUUCUGGUUCUGCGGAUCCGGCUGGCUUCCUGCCGUCUGGAGACUCAAACGUUUCGGUUUCGGUUCUGGUUCUGUUCCGGGUCCAAAGUGCCGUUCAUCAAUCCAUUACUUUAUCUCAUGCAGUCGAUAUAUUUCUAGGAUUCCUCUGAGCGUUUUUGUUUGUCCGUCUCCAUGGAGACGGCUCUCAGGAUGUUGUUGGCAUGGUGCCCGUUGCCUUGACAACAGAUGCAGUGUCUUCCAGGUCCAUAUUAAAGCUGCAGACUGACGUUCCUCAUGAUCCCAAAAUAAAUUUCCAAACCCAGAGAAGCAGAUCUGGAGAAACUCAAAACUCCCUGAAGGUUUUCCUGGAUGUGAAACUUCCCAGAACACCAGCCCAGUUUUCCGGUAAACAUUCAGGCGUAGCUGGAAUAUUCUUGGCCGUUUUCCCAGCUGAGCAGAGACGGGAUGGUGGUCAAACUUUCCAGAGCAGCUUGAAGUUUUCCUCUGAGAAACUGAAUCUCCUGAACCGCCUGCAGCCUUUAUUUCAUUCUGCUGAACUUUUCCUGGAAAAAUCAUCUCCACAUUUUAAAGCUGCCUCAGUCUGUAGAAAUGUUUUUAUCAUGCCUGCAGCUAAAUGCGACUCAUUUGGAGUUUAGAGCUGAUCUGCUUUAAAACCUGGAUGCUUGUGCAACUGAUUUGUGCUAACGUGUUAGCUUUGUCCGUAAUAAACUAAACCAAGCUAAGGCAGACUUUUACAAGAUGUUGUUAGCUCAGUUAGCAAGGCUAGCUGUGUUAGCUCUUGGUUCUACAAAUAUGCUCAAUUUUAUAGUUUAGCAUAAUUUCAUCUCCACUCAAACUCAAUCAGUGACGUAAAGGUUUCUAAUUUAAUGUUCACAAAACAUUUAAAGAGCAUCGUUAAAUAUUUCACAAGAUUCAAAUUUAGCUUCGUAGCUAAACUGGCCAAACUAACAUUUUACUGUUAAUCUGAAACACUGAAAUUGUAGUUAUGGAUUUUGAAUUGCUUAGGAAGAUUUAUUAAAAUGUUUAGCAUUCUUUAGAAGCUAAAGCUAACCUGUUGUUAGCAUAACAGUAGAGAGCUAAAGGGAAAACAGUCUGCAGAAAUGUACAUAUCAAGUCAUGUGCACAAAUAUUGAGUCUUCAUUUAUUUGUUGUUUCCACUGGAAAUAAUCAGAUUUCUGUGUUUUUGUUCCACUUUGUGCCGCAUCCCAUCAGAACCUGAAACGGGUCCGUUUUAGUUUCAUGUCACGUUGUCAAAUGAUUCUGGAAAAUGUUUAUGAUUUAUGGUGAGAUUUAAAUGAUGAUUAGUUGGAAAAUGAAUAAAGCUGAAUAAAAUGAGA